Molecule: messenger RNA, 807 nt
Organism: Saxophila tyrrhenica
Lineage: Eukaryota; Fungi; Ascomycota; Dothideomycetes; Mycosphaerellales; Extremaceae
Exons: 2
Coding region: 1-807 (268 amino acids)
Molecular function (GO): protein binding
Source: RefSeq, a predicted model, not a curated record
AUGGCCACAUCGAACGUACACCACGAAGCGCUUGUGGAGGAACUCACAGAACUCAUGAAGAGCGGCAAAUACACUGACCUAACCACCAAGUGCGGAAACCGCGAAUGGCAUGUUCACAAGGCGAUCGUGUGCACGGCAUCCUGUGUCAUUGCAACAGAGUGCGAUGGUGAAAUGAAGGAAGGGCUGUCAGGUGUGAUCGAACAGGAAGAAUUUGACGAAGAGACGGUGGACAGAAUGAUCACCUACGUGUACACGCGGAGCUACACAGUGAAAAGCGACCAUCCAAUGUUCGGAUGCUCGAGAUCCAAGGGUUCUGAGCCUUACAUUCUGGGCUCUUGCGAUCCUUCUUCGGAAACAGGCUGGAGGCCAGAGGACGACGGCAUGCGAUGGGAAGACAACGGCGAGUUGAACCGCGCUCUCAUCGCCCACGUCGAUCCUCAAGCCUUCGCUCUCGAGCGCUUCAAGCUAAUCAGCGGGGCGUUCAGCCGACACGACUACAACAAACUGAUCAAGGCUGUCUGGGAACAAACUUCUUAUACCGACCAGCAACUCCGCACCGCUUUGGUGCAGCAGGCUGUAAAUUUCCGCCACAAGUGGAUUUUGACCUGCGAAGACUACGAUGCCAACUUUGCCCUGGAGAAAGGCGCGCAGGAAUUCAUGUUUGUGGUCCUGCGGAGAGUCUGUCGAAUAGAGGAAGAUGAGAGGUUGAGGAUGCACGAGGCUGCUGAGGCGGAACGACGAGAAUUGCGGCUCGGGCAGAGAUUGGGUGGUAACGGGGCAGCAGCAGCAGUCCUUGGGUUCCCAUGA